GAAUCAAAUUGCGUUUGUUUAAACACAAUUUCUUGAUGCUCUCGCCGGCUGACUGCAAAGAAAGAAAGAAAGCUUUGAGGCUAUUGAUUUACUGAGUUACUCAAUGUUUAGGAGACUGAAUCUUCCCUGCUGGAUACUCAACCCACUAUACCGCCGCAAUGUACUUCGUGUACCAAAACAGUGGAAUCGGACUCAUCAAUUCUCCUACUACGAGUAAUUGGUUAUUUGAAAUUCCUCCAGAAUCCACUUCACCAAGCAAACUUGGAGUGCCUCUUCCACCUAUAGCUGUCUUUUCGAAAGAUACGAUUGACUGGAAAGCUGUAGAAAAAAUCUUCAUUAAACGCCCGAAAUUAGCUAAAAGUCUUAUUGGACAUGGUGAUACCGGAUUCAGUACGGUUGCUUUCCUUGCUUCUCUGAAUGCGGCCAUAUUGUGUAAAGCGCACUGUGUUUUCGAAUAUGAAAGCCAUAGUUAUUUUGCAACGGAUGGCCAGAGACUUCUCACAAAAUGCAGCCUUAAUUUCAACCCUCCUGAUGAAUCUCCUUUAAAUACUGUUGGUUUAUCAACCAAAAAGUGGUUAGCCAGAGGAGUUGCACUUUUGCAAAUUUUGCCCAUUCUUGAAGAAAAACAACUAUUAGAUGACUUGUUAUCCCUCAUCUCACCAAAGUGGGUUUCCGAAACGGAACAAGAGAAGCCGGUUCAUGAUGUUCAAUCCACACAAACUCAACCGAUAAUGCCAAUCGCGCCAACAGAGACAAAAUCAAUUCCAGAUGCCUCAUUAAAACCCAAAGAAGAACCACCGGUAGAGCCGAACUCAAAGUUAACAAAAAAACCGAAGGUGCUCACACCAAAUCAUGUUGCCACGCGUGAGGUUUUCAAUUAUGCAGCAAAAUAUCUACAUGUCCCGGAAUACACUCUCACUUACCAAAAAGUUUCUAAAAAAGAACUCUCGAACAAUCCCGCUACAUCAAAAAAGCCUACAACUCCAAAAACGAGUUUCACUGUCACCAUAUCUUUGCCUGAACAUAGUAUCUAUGCAACCGCAACUAGCUUCGACCUCCCGCUCACGGAGGCUACGGCUUGUGCAGAGUUCAAAAUGGAAACUGAGAAGCACCAUAUUGCAAACAACAUACCUUCUCAUUCAUUGGAAGGACCAAUCCUUUUAACUACCGCAAAUGUGAGAAAUUUCAUGGAUUUUUACAAUGACUACAAUGACAAAGUAGUCAUUCGGAUAGAUCGCAAGGGUGAUCUUUUCAAGAGUCAAGCCUUUAUCAGGAAUUCUAAUACUGCUGCUCUUGAAACACUUGGUCCGAUCCUUGAGAGAAGCAGUUCUCGUGACCUCGAAACGUUGACUCUCCUAGUUGCUGCAGUCACAAUAGUCAAGCAAAAGCCUCAAUUACUCUUGGAUUAUCUGAGAAGUCUGGAUGGAAGAAUUGGAAAAUACGUGGGAAAAGCUCUUCCUAUGGAGCUCGAACUACACCAGAGUAGUCUGAGCUUAAUGCAACGCACGGUAGAAACAACCACAAAGCUAAAUUCAUCAACACUACGUACUGACGAAUUCAUGGACCAUGGUGUUCCUCCCUUGAUGGAUUAUCGCGAAAACUCCUUCAAGUAUUCUUAUGGCUGGAGAUUUAAACAACGUUCCCGCGAUUUAUCGAAGUGGUUUUAUAAACGUUCGCACAAACAGCAAUACUCGAAGUUGCUUCCUUUAAAGCAAAGUUCGUCUGAAGUAUUGAAUCACAUUGAAAGUAAUCAAUUCUCUAUUUUGAUCGGAAAGACAGGGAGUGGAAAGACGACUCAAUUGUCUCAAAUCAUUUUGGAUGACUAUAUUCGUACAAAACGUGGCGGAAAAUGUAGGGUCAUCUGUACGCAACCGCGAAGAAUAGCCGCGAAGUCAGUGGCAGAACGUGUUGCUGAAGAACGUGGCCAAAAAUUGGGUGAUCAAGUCGGUUACAAGAUAGGCUUUGAUGCUAGACUCCCCAAACCUUGCGGAAGCAUCACAUAUUGUACCACAGGAAUCAUCUUGCAACAAUUAAUACACCAUCCGGAUGCUAUACUUGACAACACAUCACAUCUUAUUAUUGAUGAAGUACAUGAGAGAGAUCUUGAUAUCGACUUUCUUUUGACAAUGGUUAAAAAGCUUGUGAAAGAGAGAAUUGAAACCGGAAAACCCACACCAAAAGUGUGCUUGAUGAGUGCCACCGCCGACGCCGAGAUGCUUCAAGAAUAUUUCGCUUUCAAAGAUGGAAUCCGAGAAAUUACCUGCCCAGUUCUGCAUGUGGAAGGUCGAGCUUUCCCUGUCGAAAAAUAUUAUCUCGAAAACAUAUUGGAUACUUUCAGAGAAACAUAUCCAACAGGUCAUCCUAUCUGGGAUCUUCUCGACUCAAACAAGAAUAAAGUUUAUUUGAAAAGUGAAGAGCGAGUCAAGAAAACUGAUUUAAUCAUGAACAUUGAGAACGAGCAGCCUAAAUCGGUGAUCAAGUGGGACAGCCAUGAAGAUGAUCCCGAUAGUCUACAAAACCAGAUUGUAAUGGACACUUUGGAGGGGCAAUUACCUAUUGAUCUGGCUGCUAUUAUGAUUGCGCACAUAGCGAGCACUACAGAAAAUGGCGCGAUACUAGUUUUCCUGCCAGGCAUACGAGGUAUCAAUAUCAUUGAAAACAAUCUGAAGGCGCAAUGUGUUUUUGAUACAAACUUCAAUGACGAAAAUAAGUUCAAGAUCUUGAAAUUACACUCGUCUACUGCAGAUAAACACCAAGAAGCCUUCAAGCCAGUUUCUCCAGGCUGUCGAAAGAUCAUUCUAGCCACAAAUGUUGCUGAAACCUCGAUUACUAUCGACGAUAUUCAAUAUGUUGUGGAUACUGGAAAACACAAGGAAGAAAAUUUUCAUCAAAUGUUACGAAUUUGGUCGCUGCCUUCCAAAUGGAUUAGCAAGUCAAGUGUGAAACAGAGGUCAGGUCGAGCAGGUCGUGUUCAAAACGGUAGUUAUUAUGGUCUCUUUUCAAAACGUCGCUAUGAUUCACUUAGAAAAACUCCUCGUUCAGGAAUGAGUCGCGUCGAUUUGCAGAGCACCUGUCUCGCAGUUAAAAUUCUCGGUUACAAUGAAUCUAUUCAGGAUUUCUUAGCGAGCGCUCCAGAGCCUCCGUCACCGAAAGCAAUACAGUCAAGCAUUGAGGAUCUUCAAACACUUGGGGCACUCACCUCUACAGAAAAAAUAAAUCCUCUAGGUAGAUUGAUUGGAAUACUACCUCUGAGACCCCCACUUGGCAAAAUCGUAAUCCUCGGAAUACUUUUUCGCUGUCUAGAUUCAAUGAUAAUUUUAGCAGCCUUGGACAAUAUCAUACUUCAAGUACGUCCACUAGAGAUGGAAGAUGAAUCCGAUGCGGCAAUGAGAGGAUUUGCAAGGACAUCCAAAAGCGAUCAUGUCGCCGUGCUCAAUGCUUUCCGUGCGCUGCGCCAUCUGGAAGAAGUUGAUGGUCGCGAAGUCAUGACCUCAUUUGCAUACCAGAAAUUUCUUAGUGUGGCAAGUUAUGAUAUAGUAAAGCGAAACAUAACUUUAAUCCAACAAGCGCUUCGAAGAAAUAUUUCAGUGCUAAACCAAGAAACUCAAGGCGUGGCCGAACUUGGUCAAAAGUUUGGCGGAGAGAUACUGAAUGAGAACUCAGAUCAGGAUGAAUUAAUAAGAGCACUUCUUGUACAAGGCUUGUAUCCCCACAUUGGUGCAUGGAAUAAUUACGAAACCAAAUAUCAAAUUGUCGCCAACGAGAAAGUAUUCGUCGAUGUACAUCCGUCUUCUAUCAAUCACCCUUCACAGCGGCCUAACUUGAAGGUUGAAGGCAUCGCAUCUUUAUCAAAAGGCAAUGCCCAGCUGUUAUCCUUUGAUAAGCUCACUCUCUUAAGCAAUAAAAACCUUGUUAUGCAACGCACAACUGCUGUAACGCCUUUUAUGGUAUCUUUAUUCGGCGGGACGCUGAAUCGGAGUGCAGAUGACGCAGAACAGGUCGAAGUAGAUAAGUGGCUUCGAUUCAAUGUGCGGAGUAUAGACAAAUUGAGAGGCGCAGAGGGUGUUGCGGGACAAACCCUCAUACAUUUCAACAAGGCAUUGCGACAGCUAGAGAAUUAUUUUUUUCACAAAUUGGCCAAUGGUGAAUACGUGGUGGAUGACAAAUUGUCUCGUGAUUUCGCAAAAGCUUUGAAGGGAAUGUUGAUCACGGAACAGGAUAUCAAUAGAGUUGUAGAAGAGGACGAACUCGACCUUGCUAUGGACCUACGCAAGUUUUGGAAUCGAUCCAAAUCUCCACUUGAUGAGAUACCACCAAAGGAGUCCAAGGAGUCCGUGCCAAAGAUCUCACUACUCGAAGAAAUAGAACAUGAUGAAGAAGAUUCUUACGGAUCUUUUUUGGAAUUAGUGGAAAGUGCCUUGGAAGGACCCAUCACCACUAAACUUUAAUCGGAAGCAACAUCUUCCUCCUCACAACCAAAGAAAGCGAUGGUGUUGAAUCAAAGAAUUCCAAAAAUUCUACUCCUUCAAGGGCUAUGCCUAGAUCCAAGUCUCCAAACAAAGGUCGAAAUACUGGAAAUGCGCCUCCCAAAGACCAGCUCCGGAGCUCGAAACCCCCUCCCUGAGAGAACCCUGAAAAUACGAAACCCAAUCGCUUAUUACACGACAUAUUUAAAAGAGUAUGGAGAUCAAAUUAGCGAAAGUCGAGGAGUUUCUCCACAACACGUCUUAACAUCCUCCCUUUAUAUCUCAAACCCCACCUUCAUCGAGAACAAUCAUCCAGAAUAUCACACCCCGGAGAUCCAUGAACAGCACUCCUUCCACUACUUUUGAUGCGACCGAACGCGGCUCACGCCGAUAUCGAAAGACCAGACAAUUGUUUGCGAAUCAUUCAAGUAGUCCUUCCUUCUCCAGCCCAGCCGCUCUCAACAUUUUCCAUCAUGAUUCCAGCCGCCCUAAAUAUCAACGAUGCAGAAAUCAAGCACGAGUGAUUUCUCCAGGAUGGAAAAAAAAAAACAUGGUCCAUAAAUUCUCAGAAGAUGUAACUAGCCAUUAACUAGAGACGACUUUACAAGAAUCCUAGAGUUUCUCCUACAUGUGAUCGCAGAUACAAUCUACAUUCUACAAUCUACAAUCAAACAUGCCUCAAUCCUCCACCAAUCUAUAAAAUCUCUCUAUCUCUCCACCACACUAUGAAUCCACAAGCCUUGCUGAAACCCCAGAUUCUCCUGUGAUUGAAACCUCGAUUUCUUUAGGGAGAUGACGAAAUCUUCCCUAAGCAUAUAUAUAUAUAUAAACUCCAUUCCUACCAGGUGUCAAUUCGGGGGAAAGCGCUGCUCGUAACUUUAUGUAUUUUUGUAAAUCGAUGGUUAUAACUUAAUCAAAACUUAACCGUGUAGAUUAUA
Botrytis cinerea B05.10 is the source of this 5404-nucleotide messenger RNA. RefSeq lists its product as hypothetical. The record is from RefSeq and is a predicted model, not a curated record. The coding region runs from base 159 to 4448 and encodes 1429 amino acids. Gene Ontology annotation, cellular component: nucleus; intracellular anatomical structure. NCBI's taxonomy places the organism in Eukaryota, Fungi, Ascomycota, Leotiomycetes, Helotiales, Sclerotiniaceae. The transcript is spliced from 5 exons. Gene Ontology annotation, molecular function: RNA binding; ATP binding.